CCUCACAGCCAUUCCCUGGCGUCUGUCUCAGCCUGAGGCGCCGCCCCUCGCCCUCUCCAGUCCGGAUGGAAACAUGUCCACAGGGGCCGGGUCCCCGGCUCGGGGCGACUCCCCCAGACCGGCCCGGGGCUUCUUGGCCUGCGCCUGCUUCCACACGGACAACCUGUUCCUGCGGCGCUACGGUCUGCACGUCAGCUACCGGGACGAGCCGCAGCUCCGCAGGGACUAUGGGCUGGUGCUAGGUGAUCAUGGCUGCAGGAGUGAUGAAGACUUUAAUGCAGUUCUGGAAGAGAUUCAGAAAGAAGUGCAAAGAAGAAAGCAAUUAGAUCAUCAGUCCAUGGCAAGAAAAGCCAUCAUUUCACAAUGUUACAAACCAAAGCAUCCAGAAAUAUACGUUCUACAGGAUUCAUUUCUGGCUCCGGAGUUUUUAGAGACAGUUAAGUACUGCACGUCACAAGAUGCUGAUCUCCAAGGCCUCGUGCGCCGCAUUGAUUCUAUAUCAGAUAAGAGGAUAUAUCGACUUCCAGUGUUUAGUGAGGAAUUCUGCCGAGUCUUCAUUGAAGAGCUGGAGAACUUUGAGCAAUCUGAGAUGCCCAAAGGCCGGCCAAACACUAUGAAUAACUAUGGGGUUCUGUUAAAUGAGCUUGGAUUGUAUGAAGCUUUCAUUACACCUCUGCGUGAAAAAUAUCUGCAGCCCAUAACAUCCCUGCUUUACCCUGACUGUGGGGGAGGCUCCCUGGACAGCCACAAAGCAUUUAUCGUCAAGUACUCGCUACAUGAAGAUCUGGAUUUGAGCUCUCACUAUGACAAUGCAGAAGUCACAUUAAAUGUAUCCCUAGGAAAAGAAUUUACUGAGGGCAACUUGUAUUUUGGAGACCUCAGACAGGCCCUAACCCCAGUGCCAAAGUACGUGGAGAUUGAACAUGUGGUAUCCCAAGGCUUGCUACACCAAGGAGGGCAGAUUCAUGGGGCACUGCCUGUCGCCUCCGGGGAGCGCUGGAACCUCAUUGUAUGGAUGAGAUCAUCUGCUGUCCGUAAUCAGCUUUGUCCCAUGUGCAACAAGAAACCUGAAUUAGUGGAUGCUGAAGGGUUUGGAGAUGGGUUCACAAGAAGUCCUGAAGGUGACAUGCCCAAGACUGUGGAUUUAUGCUCUUUAAUAUAGGAGAUGGUAAGGAGUGAAUUCUCCAGUCUGAGCUGGCUAAAACUGAGCUCCAAGCCCCAAGAUAGCAGAAACAAGCACAGUGUCCCUUUUGUCAGGUCAACAAAUAGCUUCUUAGAAGGCAACUCAAAAACUUCUCUUGGGGGAGGGAAAACAGCUUUUUGAGCAGCAGCCCCCAUCUGGGGUCUACUGGAGGAGUUGGUGUCUGGGUAGACAAUGCCUGCACUGUGGGAAUUUUUUAUAAGCAUAUUCUGAAAAUGUAAAAAGGCUUAAGGUAUUGAUCUAUACGGUGAACUGCAGAGGUACAAUCACACGUAUAGAAAACAGGCAGAAAGACUGCUUAGAUCUUAUACAAAGACAGCUGCUCUGACAGCCAUUGUUACUGGUUGAUGUGUAAAAAAAAAAAAAAAAAGAAUUAUAA
This is a messenger RNA of Trachemys scripta elegans, 1580 nucleotides long. RefSeq names its product 2-oxoglutarate and iron dependent oxygenase domain containing 2 (gene OGFOD2). The coding region runs from base 74 to 1162 and encodes 362 amino acids. The record is from RefSeq and is a predicted model, not a curated record. The transcript has 7 exons. Lineage: Eukaryota; Metazoa; Chordata; Testudines; Emydidae. Gene Ontology annotation, molecular function: L-ascorbic acid binding; oxidoreductase activity, acting on paired donors, with incorporation or reduction of molecular oxygen; iron ion binding.